Oenanthe melanoleuca is the source of this 4209-nucleotide messenger RNA. It is a transcript of the gene STRIP2, whose product is annotated as striatin interacting protein 2. Gene Ontology annotation, cellular component: cytosol. The coding region runs from base 36 to 2552 and encodes 838 amino acids. Gene Ontology annotation, biological process: cytoskeleton organization. The transcript has 21 exons. The record is from RefSeq and is a predicted model, not a curated record. NCBI's taxonomy places the organism in Eukaryota, Metazoa, Chordata, Aves, Passeriformes, Muscicapidae.
GUGUCCCGGCCCCACGUGCUGGCGGCGGCCGCGGGAUGGAGGCGGCGGGAGGCGGCGGAGCCGCGGGCAGGGCCCGGCCGGGACCGGGACCGGGACCGGGACAGGGACAGGGACAGGGACAGGGACAGGGACAGGGACAGGGACAGGGACAGCCCCAGACACUGCCCAAGGGCCGGGAGCUCUUCAGGAGCCAGCGGAAGGAGUCCGAGGGCUCCGUGGAUUGUCCCAACCUGGAAUUCGAGUACGGAGAUGCCGACGGGCACGGCGCGGAGCUGGCAGAGCUGUUCAGCUACACCGAGGAGCCCGAGCUGAGCCACAGCCGCCGGUGCUUCGAGGAGGAUUUCCACAGCCAAGGGCCAGGCAGGAGGUGGCUGGAGCUGGACAGGAGCCAGCAGAAGGCUCACAUCAUGCACCUGCUGGACGGGCUGGAGGUGGUCAGCAGGGACAGGAGGCUGCGGGUGGCUCGGGCCAUCCUCUACCUGGCACAGGGUGUGUUUGGGGAGUGUGACAAUGAAGGAGAUGUCCUGCACUGGUCUCGGCACAACAGCUUCCUCCUGUUCCAGCUGGGAACCUUCUCUGCCUUCCUGGAGCUCCUCAACAUGGAGAUCGAGAACAGCCAGGCCUGCAGCAGUGCCCUGAGGAAACCAGCAAUCUCCCUGGCAGACAGCACAGAGCUCAGGGUGCUGCUCAGUGUCAUGUACCUGCUGGUGGAGAACAUCCGUGUGGAGCAGGAGACGGAUCCCCCCGAGUGGAAAACCUGCAGGGAGACCUUCAGGAUGGAGCUGAGUUUCCCUGUGCACUCUGAGGAGCCCUUUGCCCUGCUGCUCUUCACCAUGGUCACCAAGUUCUGCAGCGGCCACGCUCCUCACUUCCCCAUGAAGAAGGUUCUGCUGCUGCUCUGGAAGGUGCUGCUGUUCACGCUGGGCGGGUUCCAGGCGCUGCAGGCCAUGAAGGAGCGGCGGCGGGAGGAGCUGGGGCUGCCGGCGCUGCCCGAGGACAGCAUCCAGGUGGUGCGGGGGAUGCGCGCCGCGUCCCCGCCCGCGGCCGGCACCGAGCUGCCGGAGCAGCCGCAGCGCCGGGCGCACCGCGGCCGCAGGCCCCUGAUGAAACAGGACAGUUUGGAUAUCUACAACGAGAGAGAUCCCUUCAAGAACGAGGAAGGAGGGGUUGAUGAAGAGGAGAAUGAUGAUGUGGACAGUGGGAUUGAGGGGGAGCUGGACCUGAUGGAGAGGGACACCCUCAUCCCUGCCCUGCCAGCCCAGCGCCUGCCCAUCGAGAGGGUCUCCUUCCCCAAGGGGCUCCCCUGGGCCCCCAAAGUCAGACAGAAGGACAUCGAGCAUUUCCUGGAAGCGAGCAGGAACAAAUUCAUCGGAUUCACGCUGGGCCAGGACACUGAAACCCUGAUAGGGCUCCCACGGCCGAUCCACGAGAGCGUGAAGACCCUGAAGCAGCACAAGUACGUUUCCAUCUCAGAUGUCCAGAUCAAGAACGAGGAGGAGCUGGAGAAGUGCCCCAUGUCUCUGGGGGAAGAGGAAGUCCAAGAAACCCCUUGUGAGGUCCUGUAUCGAGCAAUGCUGUACAACCUCCCCCAGUACAUGAUUGCUUUGCUGAAGAUCCUCCUGGCUGCUGCACCCACCUCCAAGGCCAAGACUGACUCCAUCAACAUCCUGGCAGAUGUGCUGCCUGAAGAGAUGCCCAUCACCGUCCUGCAGAGCAUGAAGCUGGGCAUUGAUGUCAACAGACACAAGGAGAUCAUCGUGAAGAGCAUCUCAGCCCUGCUGCUGCUGCUCCUCAAGCACUUCAAGCUGAACCACAUCUACCAGUUUGAAUAUGUGUCCCAACACCUGGUGUUUGCCAACUGCAUCCCCCUGAUCCUGAAAUUCUUCAACCAGAACAUCAUGUCUUACAUCACUGCCAAAAACAGCAUCUCUGUCCUGGAUUAUCCCCACUGCACAGUCUGUGACCUGCCUGAGCUCACAGCAGAAAGUCUGGAAGCUGGAGACAACAACCAGUUCUGCUGGAGGAACUUGUUCUCCUGCAUUAACCUGCUGAGGAUCCUCAACAAGCUGACCAAGUGGAAACACUCCAGGACAAUGAUGCUGGUGGUGUUUAAAUCAGCCCCCAUCCUGAAGCGUGCCCUGAAGGUGAAGCAGGCCAUGAUGCAGCUCUAUGUGCUCAAGCUGCUGAAGAUCCAGACCAAGUACCUGGGGAGGCAGUGGAGGAAGAGCAACAUGAAGACCAUGUCAGCCAUCUACCAGAAGGUGCGGCACCGCAUGAACGACGACUGGGCCUAUGGCAAUGACAUCGACGCCAGGCCCUGGGAUUUCCAGGCUGAGGAAUGCACGCUGAGAGCCAACAUCGAGGCGUUCAACAGCCGCAGGUACGACAGGGAGCGGCGCUCCGAGUUCGCCCCGGUGGACAACUGCCUGCAGAGCGUGCUGGGGCAGCGCCUGGAGCUGCCCCGCGACUUCCACUACUCGUACGAGCUGUGGCUGGAGAGGGAGGUGUUCUCCCAGCCCAUUCGCUGGGAGGAGCUGCUGCACUGCCACUGACUGCAGCCUGCCCGGGACGGGCAGCAGCCUUGGGCUGGGGAAAAAUGGGUUUGAGCUUUGCCAGGCACAGAGACUCUGCAGACGCCUCUUUUUGGAGGUGCUGCUGUGACUGCAGAGGGGCCACGGAGGAGGUUCCAGGGGAGCUCAGAGCUCGGUGUGAGGAUUCCCAGCUGGGAACUCCAUCCCUUGUUGUUUUGGUUCCAUCCUGGUUUGUGGAUGUGCUUCCAGCACCACCCUGGGAUUGGGAUGGGCACAACAUUCCUUUCCCUGGGCUGUGAUCAUAAAGGGGCCACGGAGGAGGUUCCAGGGGAGCUCAGAGCUCGGUGUGAGGCUUUCCAGCUGGAAAUUCCAUCCCUCCCUGGUUUGGAUCCAUUCUGGUUUGUGGAUGUGCUUCCAACACCACCCUGGGAUACCAGGAGCACUGACUGUUUUGGGAUGGGCACAACAUUCCUGUCCCUGGGCUGUGACCAUAAAGGGGCCACGGAGGAAGUUGUAGAGUGAGCUUAGGUGUGUCUGUAAUUUGGUGUGAAGAUUCCCAGCUGGGAAUUCCACCCCUCCUUGGUUUGGAUCCAUUCUGGUUUGUCAUGUGCUUCCAACACCACCCUGGGAUACCAGGAGCACCAGGUUGGUUUGGGAUGGACACAUUUCUGUCCCUGGGCUGUGACUGUAAAGGGGCCACAGAGGAGGUUCCAGGUGAGCUCAGAGCUCAGGUGUGUCUGCUGCUUGAUGUGAGUGAGGAUUCCCAGCUGGGAACUCCAUCCCUCCCUGGUUUGGAUCCAUUCUGGUUUGUGGAUGUGCUUCCAGCACGUGGUUUGGGAUGGACACAAUAUUCCUGUCCCUGGGCUGUGACUGUAAAGGGUCACAGAGGAAGCUGCAGAGUGAGCUCAGAUGUGUUUGUAGCUCAGUGUGAGGAUUCCCAGCUGGGAACUCCAUCCCUCCCUGGUUUGGAUCCAUUCUGGUUUGUGGAUGUGCUUCCAGCAGGUGGUUUGGGAUGGACACAGCAUUCCUGUCCUGUCCCUGGGUCCCACAGCCCUGGGUGGGUCCUGCAGGGUCCCCUGGACACCCACCCACCCUCUGCACCUCUGCUUCCCUCCACCUUCACUCACCUUUCUUCAGCUUGUGUUUGGAGCUCCCAUUUCUCUCCUCUCUGAGUGUCAUGAUGAUUCCACAAUCCUCUUUGCCCCUUUCCAGCCCUGAGGAGACAACAAAUACCAGGGUAAAUAACCUGAUUUUUUACACAGAUUUUGGGGUGUUUGGGGGAAUGUCUGUGCCCUGAGAGGGGAAAGUGCUUUGGUGAACAAUUUAUGAGUUAAAGAGUGGAUUCUGUGGUCCCUGCAUUUCAGAAUGAAUAGGAUAUUGAGCUGUAAACUUUCUAUGAGUUUAAUAACUUAAUACUUAAAUUAAAUAAUGAACACUACUCUUGGGUGAAGCUGUGUUGCAUGAGGGUGGCAUUUGUCAAAGCAUUGUGUGUUCAUAUAGGGCAGGGAAGCCCUAAAUAAACAAGUGUUUGUUAUGGCAAGAUUUGUGCUAAUUGCUUAAAUAAUUAAUUAACAUGGGAAUGUUUCUUUCAUGGGGUUUGUUCAAGGCCUUGUCCAUGGAAAUGGCAUUAAACCUUUUAAAACCUUUUAAAAUACACUUUUGUUCAAAAUAAAAGAAC